Molecule: messenger RNA, 2450 nt
Organism: Etheostoma cragini (Arkansas darter)
Lineage: Eukaryota; Metazoa; Chordata; Actinopteri; Perciformes; Percidae
Gene: tpbg1b
Product: trophoblast glycoprotein a
Exons: 2
Coding region: 62-1165 (367 amino acids)
Biological process (GO): negative regulation of canonical Wnt signaling pathway
Cellular component (GO): plasma membrane
Molecular function (GO): protein binding
Source: RefSeq, a predicted model, not a curated record
UCUCGUGUGUGCUUCUCUUUCGUACCUUUUGCUCGCCGCACACUUUUCUUUCUCUCCCAACAUGCUGGAUUUGGCGCAGCGCGUGGUUUUCUGCGCGCUCCUCGGCUCCGUUUACGCGUCGUGCCCUCCGCGCUGCGAGUGCUCCGAGGCGGCUCACACCGUGAAGUGCGUCUCGAGAGACCUUCGGAGUGUCCCGACCGGGAUCCCCGGAUACACCCGGAAUCUGUUCAUCACGGGGAAUCACAUCCGUCGAAUCGGUCCGGAGUGUUUUAAAGGGUUGGAUAAUGUGACGAACCUGUCUCUGAGCAACAACAGAAUUUCCGAGGUGGAGUCCCACACCUUUGCCGGACUCCGCAGCCUCCGCACCCUGGAUUUGAGCAACAAUCAGUUGGCAGUGGUUCACCCCGAAGCCUUCACCGUGCAGAACCAGUCUCUGCGGGACCUCAACCUGAGCCGAGCUCUCUACAACCACUCGUCUGUGAUGGACUUGGCCACGUCUCUGCGCUGGAGCUCCCUGGGGAUGCUGAAGGGACUGGACCUCUCCCACAACGGCCUCAUCUAUUUACCCUUGCACAUCUUCUCCCACCUGGGCAGCCUGCAGCGGCUCCAGCUCUCCAACAACUCCCUGGUGGCCAUCAACAACUCCACCUUCUCGGGUUUGGAUUGUCUGCAGGAGCUGGACCUGACCCUCAACGCCCUGAAGAUGGUGUCCGAGGAGGGCCUGCGAGAGCUGGACUCCCUGCCCAGAGCCAAUCUCCUGCUGGGGGAAAACCCCUUCACAUGCACGUGUGGAAUCGAACCAUUUGCUCUGUGGCUCAACAGAUCACAGGGACGCAUUAGUGACGCCAAGGGCCUGGUGUGCGCCUUCCCAGCCAGCAUGAGAAACACAUCCAUGCUGGCUGUGGGCACGCUGACGUUGGGAUGCCGCCAGAGCGGCGCGGGGGCGGACCUUGCUUUGCAGACCUCUUACGUCUUCUUGGGCAUAGUCCUGGGCUUCGUUGGCCUAAUCUUCCUCUUUGUACUUUAUCUCAACCGCAAGGGCAUCAAGAAGCGCAUCAAUGACCUGCGCGACGCCUGCCGGGAGGUUUGGGAGGGCUACCACUACCGCUUUGAGAUCGACUCUGACCCCAGGUUAUCACAGGUCUGCACGAGCGUUGACGCGUGACAUGGACUCUUUUCUAAUCCAUGUAUCAGACUACAUCUACACUACUACGUUUUGAUAAAAAUAUAUCUUUUGCAAGGUUUAGGUCUUGCGUGCAAACCACUUUGGUGUUUUGGAGCCCAUCAAAUAGACAUCUGGAAAAACUGCUGACACGUUUCUUUUUAAAGACUUGGUUUGCUUUGUAAUCUGGACGGGCACAAACAGAGACCUUUGGAAACAACAACGCAUGUCACUCAGUCUUAUGGGUUAGGUAGUUAACGUACAUUCCAGUAAUAGUUCCACCUCGUUGUCGGUCCAAGCUAAUAUGGAUGGAGAUUAUUUCUGCAACUGGAGCUAAAACUUGUGUGAAAACGCCAUUUCAAAAUUAAAACGUUGUAGCACAGAUAUAGCCUUUGUAGCAAAAUGUAAAAAGUGUACAGAUUUGUCUGUAAAUAUAUUCAUACAACAGUAUUAAUCUUUCAGCUUUGUUGUUUAAAGCAUGGACUGCUCCUUUAAUACAGGCACUCUCAGAUUGGUUUUUGAGUCCAAUGGACAUGAAUGUUGUACAGGAGUGGCAUUACUAAUAUUCUUGCCUGCUCCUGUAAAUGCUAUGUUCACACAAAAGCAACAGCAAGUGCCUAAAGUCAGCUAGGUGCUUGUUUCCUAAUCGGACGGAUCUAAACUGAACUCACUCUCUACAUGGCUCAUUUGUAUUCAUCACUCUGUCAGAUCCUGUCUUCAUAUUUGGCACGUAGAAAAGCAACAAAAUCCUGCAAUAAAAUCCUGACAAAAAAAAAGCCUCUGGGAAUUUAAAGCACAAUCGCUCCUUCAUCUUUGAACCAUUUCAAGCCCUUUGGUCACUGCGUCCCUCAGCCCCAGGGUGCCACAGAGGAAUUAAGCUUUCCUAAAAUCACCACCCUGCUCCUCUUUUGGCUGUUGGAUGUGAAGGGGCGGACAAUUCAGUGCAGAGCAGCGGAAAUCUCUCUCUCUCUCUCUCUCUCUCUCUCUCUCUCUCUCUCUCUCUCUCUCUCUCUCUCUUUUGUUUUAAUGCUUGAGUUUUAUUGUCAAAAUGAUGAGAACCAGUCCUGGGCUGAGGCCUCUGAAAGCAAUCUCCCCCUCCCUCCUUUUAAGACAACAGCCGCUCUGGAGGCACUUUGAAAGAAAAGUCUGGCUCUCCACGUUUUUCUGUUUAGGGGGAAACCCCCCCACUCCCCAGUGAUAAGAUACAGAUGAUUCUGAAACACCAGCUACAUUGUUUCAUUCAGCAGUUUGCUCUGACCAGUUAUGGAGUAUGCCUUAUGAAAAGAAA